ACUCGGCGCCGUACGUCGAAUCAGUUUAGUGAGCCAUCUCGAGCCUGUAUCGUCACCCAUACCCGCCGGGAAAGAAGAAGAAGAACCUGCCCGCAGCCAUGAAGCUGAUCGUCGUCUUCGCCGCCGUUGUCGCCGUCGUCCUCGCGGCACCCCCUCACGACUACAGCCAGACGGUCCUGGUAAAGGAGACGCCGCUGGACAACAUCGGCCUCGACGGGUACCAGUACGGCUACGAGCUCUCCAGCGGCCAGGCCCAUCAGGAGUCCGCUCAGCUGGUGAAUGCCGGCAGCGAGAACGAGGCCCUCGUCGUCCGCGGUAGCUACUCCUACGUCGACCCGGACACCAACGUCAGGUACACCGUCAACUACGUCGCCGACGAGAACGGAUUCCAUCCCGAGGGAGCGCACCUGCCGUCCGUCUAAGCCCUAACGAGAGUCGUACCUGCAAAUAUUAUUAUCCACAUUCUCGCACUUUCCAUCUAAUCUACGCUCGGAGAGAAGCUCAACCCUUUCGAGCUUUCAAUCGCAACGAUCAUACACGUGACACACACACACACACAUACAUGACCUAGUUCUAAAUAAAUUGAUCUUUACUUAAUACUUCCUGUGUGAAUAAAUUAUUCCUCAAUUUCUCCAUUUUUGACACGUUACUCCAAUUUCACUGAUGAAUAAGUAGCAUCCAUUCAGCGAGAUGAGAGUUUUAAUCCUGAAGAUUAUAACGAAUUCCAGAGCAAACACGCAAUUUGAAUGAAUAAUAAUCGUUUGAUUUCAUUAAUUUACUUUCAAGCCUUUAACGUAUUAGACAAAUAAUCUGUAAUAAUCUGUUUUUUAAUAAAAACAAAAUCACGUGCA
Molecule: messenger RNA, 851 nt
Organism: Monomorium pharaonis (pharaoh ant)
Lineage: Eukaryota; Metazoa; Arthropoda; Insecta; Hymenoptera; Formicidae
Product: flexible cuticle protein 12
Exons: 2
Coding region: 99-422 (107 amino acids)
Cellular component (GO): chitin-based extracellular matrix
Molecular function (GO): structural constituent of chitin-based larval cuticle
Source: RefSeq, a predicted model, not a curated record